AUGUACAAAACAAUACGGCACGGCGAGAACAGUUUGCAAUAUACAAUUUUGCCGCAAAACGACGAUUUUCGGAUUGAGGGCAAACUGACAAACGCCAGCUGCUUGGCAGCAAACGCUUCCGCAUCCGCGUCCAAUACGUCCGCCACGUCCUGCACGCCCGGGCCGGGCGGCAAGCGCAGCUCAUCGGCGUCGCCACGCAGACGUCGCACAUUCUUUGCAUAUCUGGGCCUGAUCUUUGUCUGCACGGUUAUCAUUGGCGCCGUGCUUAUACCGUUUCUGGUGUCCGCCGAGUGCUUGCCCAGCCCCGCUGAAUGGUUCCUCAAAACGAAGGCGGCGUUCACGCACAGUGGCAGCGGCGGCGAGCGACAGCUGCCGCAUAUUGCAGCCGGAAAAGCGGCAACAGCUGCGGCUCCAGCUCCGCCAGUGGCGGCCAUUUUGGGUCAGAAUGUUGGCAAAACCGUGCAGAUUGUCAAGCACGAUGGCAUUGAGCAGUUCGUCUUAAAGCUUGACAAAACUGCGCCAACAACAACAACAACAACCACAACAAUCGCAGCAGCAACCGCAACAACAACAACAACAUCUGGCAUGCAGACAACUGAACAACAUCUUCCGGCUAACACCGUACGGUCAGCCUUGCCGCCAGCAACAUAUUCAACACUGGCAACAGUUGCCACCACCACCACCACCACCGCCGUCCCAUCGGUUAGCAAUCGCCUGGCCGCAACCAUAACCACGCGCAUUAUACAAGUACCGCUGCUCAAGUCGGCAGCCAAGAAGCCCAUCAUGCCGCCCGUGCUGGCCAAGACCCAGAGCACACAGCUGCAACAGCAGCAGCAGCAACAGCAGCAGCAGCAGCAACAACAACAAUUGCCUGGCAACGAGGCUGUGGAGCAGAACAGAAGCAACAGCGCUUGGAUGAACACACGCUGGGCCUACAUAGAUCCAUCCACAUACGUCCAGUGGUCGGGCUACAAGGCUGAGGAUAGCGUGCUGUUGCCCGCAUUGCUUGGAUUUGCACUCAUUGGCAUGAUUUUAAUUAUAACGGUCUGCCUGGUGGCACGCAACAAGCGCACCAUUGUGUCCUCUGUGCGCAAGCGGAAUCGUAACGAUAUUGAGGAGCAAGGCGCCGAAGAUAAUGCCACACUGCUUACAACAACAAAUCUGUCCGACGAUGAUUAAUUGAACUGUAAAAUAUAUACAAAACAAAAGCAUCAAUAUAAACAGUAAAACAAAUGUUCAUCCCCUUUACUUUGGUCGCUUAUUGAUGGCUUUUUGUUUCUCAAUUUUAUUUAACGUUUGUAUCUACAUAUUUUUAUGAUAUAUAUACAA
This is a messenger RNA of Drosophila novamexicana, 1329 nucleotides long. RefSeq names its product nuclear pore glycoprotein p62. The transcript has 3 exons. Lineage: Eukaryota; Metazoa; Arthropoda; Insecta; Diptera; Drosophilidae. Bases 1 to 1179 code for a protein of 392 amino acids. The record is from RefSeq and is a predicted model, not a curated record.